Molecule: messenger RNA, 1595 nt
Organism: Neoarius graeffei (lesser salmon catfish)
Lineage: Eukaryota; Metazoa; Chordata; Actinopteri; Siluriformes; Ariidae
Gene: nkx6-2
Product: NK6 homeobox 2
Exons: 3
Coding region: 316-1152 (278 amino acids)
Biological process (GO): cell differentiation; regulation of transcription by RNA polymerase II
Cellular component (GO): nucleus
Molecular function (GO): DNA-binding transcription factor activity, RNA polymerase II-specific; RNA polymerase II cis-regulatory region sequence-specific DNA binding
Source: RefSeq, a predicted model, not a curated record
GCACGCGCUGCAAUAUAUCCGUUAUACCCGACCUCCAGCUUCCGGGUGCGCAGCGGACUGUGGACCGGGACGCGGUGAAGGCUCAGAUACUAAAACUCCCUGAACUACAGACACUGUGACCGGGGACUCGCCCGAGGUCCGGGCAGACAUUUGUGUUGUUUAAAACUUUUGCGCUUCGUCUUGGAUGAACUUCCUCAACUCGAGCGGCCGUGUGUGCGGUGGCGCUUGUGCUCGGCCGCUGGCGCUCUUCGUUUAGUGUUUUAAUUCGGUGUUCAGGUCUUUUUCACGCGCUCACUGUGUGGUUCAUGUACACCAAUGUUAGCGGUGGGGCAAAUGGAUGCUAACAGGCAGAGUGCUUUCGUGUUGGGUAGCACGCCACUGGCUGCGCUUCACAACAUGACCGAGAUGAAGAACUCGCUGUUCCCCUACGCACUGCAGAAUCCCGCCGGCUUCAAGGCUCCUUCUCUCACCAGCAUCAGCUCGCAGCUCCCGCUGGGCACACCGCACGGAAUUAGCGACAUCCUGGGGAGACCCAUCACCACGGCGGGACAACUGCUCUCCAGCUUUCCAAGGAUAAACGGCUUGGCCACCUCCGCCGGGAUGUACUUUAACCCCGCUGCCGUGUCGCGCUACCCGAAGCCCCUGGCGGAGCUCCCGGGCAGAGCGCCCAUCUUCUGGCCCGGAAUGAUGCAGAGUUCCCCGUGGAGGGAGCCUCGACUGCCCUGUCAGGCACAAGCAAAUAUAAUGUUGGACAAAGACGGGAAGAAGAAACACUCCAGACCAACAUUUUCGGGACAGCAAAUUUUUGCGUUGGAAAAAACCUUUGAACAGACUAAAUACCUGGCCGGACCGGAAAGGGCGCGUCUCGCCUACUCACUGGGAAUGACCGAGAGUCAAGUGAAGGUCUGGUUUCAGAACCGGAGAACCAAGUGGCGCAAGAAGCACGCAGCGGAAAUGGCCACCGCCAAGAAGAAACACGACUCGGAAACGGAGAAGAUGAAGGAAAACUCGGACAACGAGGACGACGACGAGUACAACAAGCCGCUGGACCCCAACUCAGACGACGAAAAAAUCACGAGACUGCUGAAAAAGCACAAGUCGGCGAACCUGUCGCUUAUGAGCCCGAGCAGCAGCAGCUCGGACACGUUGUGAUGCUGAGCACCGACUUUUCCUCCAUCAGCUGAGGAACUUUCAGAAACUGAAGCAGGGUAACACGGGGGGCUGCGCUCUAAGCCCCCUACUGCUGCCGCAAGUGGAACUCGUGUAUAGAUUUUUUUUUUUUUUACACCGAGUAAAUUAUGUUAUUAAGCCGCCAAAAGGACAUGGCCACUGUGCACUCACUCAUCCUCUCCUGCGGCAGAAACCUUAUUUCUCUUCUGUCGCUGAAUAACCAAGUCUAUCACUACUUCUCCAAGUUUUACGACUGGAGUGUUACGGGCUACAAGUCCACCGGCUGUAAUUGAUCAUGUACAUAGAAUUUGUUCUAACACUUUUAACAAUAUCCUCUCUGGCCGGUUGUUUUCAUUUCAAAAGACUUUAAGUUUUAGGGCUACCUCUGUAAAAACAGAUCCAGAUGGAGGCUUAAAUGCUGAAUU